GCUCUUGGCACUGAGAUGAUGGGGCAGGGGGUGGGGUGGCGUGAGUAAAAUGCUGUAAUUUGGAGGGAGGAGGAAAUUUUGGCCCAUCCCUCUGUCACUGAAGCCGAGAUGAUGACAGAGAAUGGAACACCAGAGAAACCCCCAGGGACUUUAGCGGCAGAGUUCUCCUGGAUGACAUGUGGCCUUAGGCAAAUCACACCCUCCCCUGGCCCACUGUCCUGCCCAGUGACAUUUGACUGGGGGUUGUUCAAUCUCUGCCUCUCCCCUUUUCCAAAAGAAUCUUCAGCACGCUCUCCUUGGAUGGAGCCUCACAAAAGCUAAGAAGCAGUUAGAGGCAGACCUCCUCAUCGCCCAGAGCCUUCUCUUUCUCAAGCAGUCAUGCCCAGCACAAAGAGUGCUGGGGGUCCCCGGGGAGCUGUUGACCUCAAACUGGACCUCAGGUCACCUCCCGAAAGUGCCAAGAAACUGCAGAGCAACGAAUCCAGUCUCUGGGAUGGAAGCCCUUCUGAGUUGCCCAACUCGAAGAAGACCAAGGGCAUCACAGCGUUCCAGACCUUGAUCCACCUGGUGAAAGGCAACAUGGGCACAGGAGUCCUGGGCCUGCCCCUGGCGGUGAAGAACGCAGGCCUGCUGAUGGGCCCACUGAGUCUGCUGGCAAUUGGCUUCAUCGCCUGCCACUGUAUGCACAUCCUGGUCAGGUGUGCCCAGCGCUUCUGCCACAGGCUUAACAAGCCCUUUAUGGACUAUGGGGAUACAGUGAUGCACGGACUAGAAGCCAGCCCCAGCUCCUGGCUCCGGGAACACGCCCACUGGGGAAGGCAUAUGGUGAGCUUCUUCCUUGUCUUCACCCAGCUGGGCUUCUGCUGUGUAUACAUCGUGUUUCUGGCUGAUAAUUUAAAACAGGUAGUGGAAGCUGUUAAUAGCACCACCACCAACUGCCACAACAACGAGACGGUGAUUCUGACGCCCACCAUGGACUCGAGACUCUACAUGCUCACCUUCCUGCCCUUCCUGGUGCUGCUGGUGUUUGUCAGGAACCUCAGGGUCCUGUCCAUCUUCUCCAUGUUGGCCAACAUCAGCAUGCUGGUCAGCCUGGUCAUCAUCGCCCAGUACAUUGUCCAGGAAAUUCCAGACCCCAGCCGGUUGCCCCUUAUAGCAAGUUGGAAGACCUACUCUCUCUUCUUUGGAACAGCCAUUUUUUCAUUUGAAAGCAUUGGCGUGGUUCUGCCCCUGGAAAACAAGAUGACGGAUACGCGCCGCUUCCCAGCCAUCCUGUCUUUGGGAAUGUCCAUCAUCACUGCCCUUUACAUUGCCAUCGGGGUUCUUGGCUACCUGCGGUUUGAAAACGACAUCAAGGCCAGCAUAACCCUUAACCUGCCCAACUGCUGGCUGUACCAGUCGGUCAAGCUCCUGUACAUCGCUGGCAUCCUGGGCACCUACGCCCUGCAAUUCUAUGUCCCUGCAGAAAUCAUCAUCCCCUUAGCCAUCUCCCAGGUGUCAAAGCGCUGGGCGCUGCUUCUGGACUUGUCUAUCCGCAUCACCAUGGUCUGCCUGACAUGCAUCUUGGCCAUCCUCGUCCCCCGCCUGGACCUGGUCCUCUCCCUGGUGGGCUCCAUAAGCAGCAGUGCCCUGGCUCUCAUCAUCCCGCCCCUCCUGGAGAUCACCACCUACUACUCAGAAGGCAUGAGCCCCCUCACCAUCGCCAAGGACGCCCUGAUCAGCAUCCUGGGCUUCGUGGGCUUUGUGGUGGGAACCUACCAGGCCCUGGAUGAGCUGAUCCAGCCAGCACACCCUGCCACCUUUUCCAACUCCACCAUUUUUGUUCAGUGAGAAUGGCAGUGCUCCUCAUCCACCAGCACCUGACUUUUAAUGAUAUGUAACUCUUGUAUAUAUGCAUUCUUUCUUUUACUGUCUUACCUGUUCUCUGGGCCAAGUCAUGGUAAAACAAGCAGACUCACUGGCUACAAGGUCUAGAUGGUAAUUAAAUUUUUUGUUGUUGUUUAUUA
Hipposideros armiger (great roundleaf bat) is the source of this 2006-nucleotide messenger RNA. RefSeq names its product solute carrier family 36 member 2 (gene SLC36A2). NCBI's taxonomy places the organism in Eukaryota, Metazoa, Chordata, Mammalia, Chiroptera, Hipposideridae. The transcript has 11 exons. Gene Ontology annotation, cellular component: vacuolar membrane. Gene Ontology annotation, biological process: glycine transport; proline transmembrane transport; proton transmembrane transport. Gene Ontology annotation, molecular function: L-alanine transmembrane transporter activity; L-proline transmembrane transporter activity; amino acid:proton symporter activity. Bases 379 to 1830 code for a protein of 483 amino acids. The record is from RefSeq and is a predicted model, not a curated record.